Messenger RNA from Aspergillus ibericus CBS 121593, 999 nucleotides. RefSeq lists its product as uncharacterized. NCBI's taxonomy places the organism in Eukaryota, Fungi, Ascomycota, Eurotiomycetes, Eurotiales, Aspergillaceae. The transcript has 3 exons. The record is from RefSeq and is a predicted model, not a curated record. Bases 1 to 999 code for a protein of 332 amino acids.
AUGACACGUCGCGAGGCCUCCCUGCCCCUCAUUCGAGGGACCACUACGUUAGAGUCAGCCCUCGAACAAGAAGAGGACAUGCUUCUGGAGCUCGACUAUCCUGAACAACGCAUCGACUUUUUCGUCUCCCUCUAUACCAGCCGCGCCGAGAUUGCCAAGGUGGCAGCCGGACAUCUCGGACUUUGUGCAUCCGACACCUGCGAGCUGGGAGCCGUCAAAGAAUGGCUCCACGGCAGCUUCAAUGUCUGCAUUCCAAUCUAUGUGAGCAAUCACAAUCAGCCCCUGGCAAAGCGAGCCGUCAUUCGGUUCCCGUUGCCGUACAAGGUGGGCGAAUCGAGACAUCCGGGCAACGUGGAUGAAACGCUUCGCUGCGAAGCGGCCACGUUUAUCUGGAUGCGAGAGCAGUGUCCGGAGAUCCCGAUUCCGCGGCUGUGGGGGUUUGGACUGGACAUUAGACUCGGACGGGGUGCUGCAGCUCUCCAACCGGCCUUUAUGUCUCCGCCUGCAUCAGCUGGAACAUGGGGGAAUCCCAACCAUCAGUCCAAUGUGUUCGUAGACAACGAUUGGAAUAUCACAUGUGUGAUUGAUCUCGAGUGGGCCUGUUCCCUCCCGGCAGAGACCUUGCAACCUCCGUAUUGGUUGACCGGUCGCUCCGUGGAUGGUUUGACGGAUGGCUACUUGGAAGAAUUCCGACAGGCACAUGAGGAGUUUGUGAACAUUUUCGAGGAAGAGGAGAGUUCAGUCCCCCCUAUCAAUGAUGACCGUUCAUUCCGAGCGAAUCUCAUGAGGACAGGCUGGCAGAUUGGGACUUUCUGGUACCUGCAAGCUUUGGAUAGCCCAAAAGGGUUGUAUCAUCUCUUUGAACAGCAUAUUCAUCCGAUAUUCGUGUCCAGCCAUAAGGUUACCUCGGAGUCUUCCCAAAUGGUAUCGGACUAUUGGGCUGCGGAUGCAGAAACAGUCAUCACUACCAAGCUCCGCGAUAAGGAGGCAAGCUCCUAA